UCCAAGCUUUCAUCUCUUCUGCAUUAAACAGCAGAAUUUGAAGGAUUUAAUAACCUCCACUCCUCCUCUUUCUCUCUCCCAACUCAACAGUCUCCUCCUUCGACAUCAAACCAUCUUGGCUCAAGCCUGCACCGAAGCGAGACGAAUCCAUCCGCCUAAACCCAGGUCGCCGUUCGCCUCCCACCUGCCACCUCCCCACCUUACACAACAACGGCAGACUCUUCGCCCAUCAUGAAGGUCACUUUCAAAGAUCUCAAGCAGCAAAAGUUUACGCUCGAUGUCGAGCCCUCAGAGCUGAUCUCCGCCGUCAAGGAGAAGAUUUCCGCCGAGAAGGGAUGGCAACCUCAGUUGCAGAAGCUUAUCUACUCUGGCAAAAUUCUCAAGGACGAUGAAACUGUCGGAUCCUACAAUAUCGAGGAGAAGGGCUUCGUGGUCUGCAUGGUGAACAAGCCCAAGCCUACCAAGCCUGCCGAAUCCAGCGCCGCUCCUCCUGCUACACCCGCCGCUCCUCCUACCCGCACUCCCGCAGCCCCAGCUGCUCCUGCGCAGUCCGCAUCCCAGCAGGCUGCUGUGCCCGCCACACCCACGCCUCAGCGAUCUGCUGAUGCCGGAUCCGAAGAGCCUUCGGGCCUGGCCAUGGGGUCCCAGCGUACCGAGGCGAUCGCGAAUAUGGAGGCUAUGGGUUUCGAGAGAAGUCAAAUCGAGGCGGCCAUGCGGGCUGCCUUCAACAACCCCGACCGUGCUGUCGAGUACCUGCUUAAUGGCAUUCCCGACAACAUUCGACAAGAGCAACAACAACGCGAGGCUGCCCCCGCCGCUCAUGCUGCCCAACCAUCUCAGCCCGCUGCCGCCGCUCCUCAAGGUGGUGAGGAGGGUGGUGUAAACCUAUUCGAUCUUGCUGCUCAGCAUGGAGGCACCAAUGCCCGAGGAGGAAGCGGUGGCAACGAAGCGGCUGCAGCGGCGGCGGCCGCCGCUGCUGGUCAGGGCGGUGAUCUAGGUAACCUCGACUUUCUACGACACAACGCCCAGUUCCAGCAACUCCGUCAGAUUGUCCAGCAACAACCGCAAAUGCUUGAGCCCAUUCUUCAGCAGCUUGGUGCCGGUAACCCCCAACUCGCCGAGUUGAUCGCCUCAAAUCCCGACCAAUUCCUUCAGCUUCUCGGCGAGUAUGCCGACGACGACGUCCCUUUGCCGCCUGGAGCUCAGGCUAUUUCAGUUACCGAGGAGGAGCGUGAUGCCAUUGAGAGGCUUUGCCGUCUCGGAUUCGACAGAGAUGCCGCGAUCCAGGCUUACUUUGCCUGUGAUAAGAACGAAGAGCUCGCUGCCAACUUCCUCUUCGACCAACCGGAGGACGACGAGCCUGCUCCUAACAACUAGGUGUGGGUUGGGGCUAAAUACCAUGUAUGCGAUUUACGAUUAUCAGUGGAGGAAAUACAACAAAACUAGGCAUUCCCAAAAUAAUAUGGGUAGUCAUGAGGCGUUGGGCCCAUAACCACCAUGGUGACGUCCUGGUGAGAGUCGCGACGCUCUCACGAGAUGCGCUGACGUAGGGCGUGGGAAUUCUGCUUGGCAUUUAUAUGUGCAAACGCAGGGCAACACAGAUAGCUGAUGAAAUUG
Messenger RNA from Fusarium graminearum PH-1, 1617 nucleotides. RefSeq lists its product as uncharacterized. Gene Ontology annotation, biological process: proteasome-mediated ubiquitin-dependent protein catabolic process; nucleotide-excision repair. The transcript has 7 exons. The record is from RefSeq and is a predicted model, not a curated record. Lineage: Eukaryota; Fungi; Ascomycota; Sordariomycetes; Hypocreales; Nectriaceae. Bases 232 to 1377 code for a protein of 381 amino acids. Gene Ontology annotation, cellular component: cytosol; nucleoplasm. Gene Ontology annotation, molecular function: polyubiquitin modification-dependent protein binding; proteasome binding; ubiquitin binding.